AUGCAUAGUACAACUAUUUUAACAUUAUUUCUUGUCAUUUUUGUGACAACAACAACAAGUACCCAUAGAAUAGUUUAUGUUGAUAAUAGAUCAACAAAUUCAUCAACAAUAGCUCCUUGUGGUUCAUCACCAAACGUUUCAGAAGCAUGUCCAUCACUUGGAAGUGCCAUUCAAAGCUUUUUGAAUACACCAAACACCAUAGGACAAGUUACAUUCAACUUUACGAGCCAAUCACCAGGUUUAGAUACAAGCAUCUUUAUGUUUACCAUUUCUACUGAAUCUGAAUAUCCAGGACCACAAUCAUCAUUUUACAUCAACAAAAUCAACUUUAUCAAUGUAUUUAGAGUGUUUUAUAUAUCAAACUAUAUUCAAACAUUAAAUAUUUCUGUUGCCUAUUCAUCAUUCGAUUAUACAGCAUUUGGUGGAGGUUUACUUUCAAUAGUUAGUUCUCCAAUACUCUAUAAUUUGGAUUGUACUCUCGACAUCACCAAUACCACCUUCAAUAAUAUUACUUUUAUUGAUGAAGAAAAGUAUGGUAUUUUGGUUAAUACCUAUAUCCAGAUAUCAGAUUCCAAAUUGGUAACAGAGAUAGACAAUCCAAAUUCUACAUACUCCAAUUUGCUACAGCUUCUCAUUGGAACACUUUUAAUGAAAAAUGUUUAUGUAAUCACCAAUAUACCAUUAGUUCAGUUCAAUGAUACCUUAUUCGGCUCAAUAGAAUUGAUAGAUAGUAGUUUUGUCAGUGUUGGUGAUAGUCUCAAACUAUUACACAUAUUGGCUGGAUCAACAAAUGUGACUAACUGUAACUUUACGAAUAGUAAUAUUAGCUUUGGAAAUCCUUUACAUAGAAUCACAAAUUGUCUUUUUGAAGGAUCAACAUUUGACAACAGUCAAUUUUACUCAGAAGAUGCAAAUUGUAACUUUUCCAAUCCAAUAUUCAGAAAUAACAAUGGUACUGAUAUUGUUUGUAUAGACGGAUGGUACGAUGAAGAUAUUUUGAUAGAAUUUUCAAAUUUAGAUGAUACCAACCUACCGACUAUUUCAAACUCUGGUUGCACAAUUAAAGGAUUUCCACCCAGAAAGAAAAGGAACUUACCUGCAUGGGCAAUAUCAAUCAUUGUAGUUGGUGGUGUACUUCUGGUCGUUUUAUCAAUAACCUCCGUUGGUUUUUCAAAUAAAAAAGUAGAGAGAGUCGAACAUAACUAA
Molecule: messenger RNA, 1206 nt
Organism: Heterostelium album PN500
Lineage: Eukaryota; Evosea; Eumycetozoa; Acytosteliales; Acytosteliaceae
Exons: 3
Coding region: 1-1206 (401 amino acids)
Source: RefSeq, a predicted model, not a curated record